Messenger RNA from Penicillium brasilianum, 3346 nucleotides. The record is from the annotation of a GenBank genome assembly. NCBI's taxonomy places the organism in Eukaryota, Fungi, Ascomycota, Eurotiomycetes, Eurotiales, Aspergillaceae.
GAGGACCCAGAGAGGGAAUUGAAGCUUUGGCAAGGAGAGAUGGUUCAUAGCCAUCAUCAUCAUCAUCAUUCAUCAUACAUCGACCUGAUCAUCCUACUGCAGGACCUGCACGAUACUUCGAGUCUAUCACAUUGCUGAUUAGCAGCGCAUUGCCCAAGGAGUGUUCCCCGUACGAAUAGCAAUGCCGUGAGCAUGGUAAUAUUAAACUUCAAUGCACGUUCUCCAUACGCAGUCCUCCAUCAUAAACCGAGCACCGUUCCCCCCCUCGGAUUGAGCUCUCGAUUGGUCCGUGGCUGGCGUCCCUUUCUGGUCUGCUCUUCUCCUCCUCCUCAUCUCUGCUUCUCCCUCUUUUCUCUCUUCCACCCCUCUCUCCCUCCCUUCCAUUCUUCCAUUCUCUCCAUGCGCCGCGAGAAUCGGACGCUGUGAGCAGGCCAUUUAUCAAUUCCCAUUCCAUCCCCCCAAAAACACAAUAUCGCCCAAAAAAAAAGAAACUUGGAAAGGAGGUUCGAAUACGCAACUCCCAGUUCGAACAAUCGGCCCCUCUCCUUAUUUUUUUUUCUCUGCCCCCGUCCUCCAGUAGCGACGUGCAGCAGAACCGACAACCUCACACUGGCUGGGAGCAAUUGUCACCUUUUUGAUCUCACCCUCGCUUUGAUUUCUUUUCCCCCGCUGUCGCAGUCGGGCUCCUUUCGUCUUUAGUUUGGACUCGAAUUACGACUUUCGAAUUUUGGUUCCUUGGAAAACCCGCAAUCGCAAUCGCAAUCGAACUCCGCCAGCACGUCCAAGCCUCUCCUGCCCGGUUCGAAUCGCAUUCCCCGAUAGCCUGUAUAUUUCGAACCAUCCCGCUCGUUUCCGUGGUCAAGACCGUACAUCCUCGGAAGAAGAAGGAAUCUAGGAUAUCGCAAUUGAUAUACUUACCCCCUGAUAAUCGCAAUUGGCAUCUUUAGCUCGUGUAUUCCCACUGUAUCAGAUAUACAGCGAUUGUCCCCCAACCCCACCCAUAUAAAGCCCUGUCUACUUUCUAGCGGCAGUACAGGAUCAUACCACAUUCAGUUACGCGCAAAUCUGCCUGAAACAGCAAACUGCCACACCUUCCCAAAAUGGCAACGCCCACCUCCAGCCGCGCGCCUUCCGAUGCGCUGCCCGUUGAAAAUGGCCAAUCUCUCGCCGCCCGUCGCACCUCGCUCGGUUUCCUUCGUCGUUCGAAAUCUACCGAGCCGCUCGGUGAACGCAAGCCUUCCGGCAGCCGCAAGAAGAUGUCCAAGACCCAAGCCAUGGAAGAGGAACUCCGUCGUCAGCGUGAAUCUUACGCCCCCAAGAGCGCCCCCCGCUUGCCGGAUCUGUCCCCGACUCCUCAACUCGAGACCUUUGGUGGUGAAGAACGUGACACCCUCGCCCCCGAGCCUCCCACGUCUCGUCCUAAAUCGGGAAUCCCCGUCCCGACUGCAUCCAUGAGCUCGCCCGUCGACGCCGUUGACCCGUACGCGCGUACGGAGAGCAUGACCCAUCGUGGUCGUUACAGCUAUGCCAGCAGUGCCGUCAGCACCGUCAACAACCCCCGUCGUAUCCGUCGUCGGAAGGAUCCCACCCCUUACAAUGUGCUCGUGGUUGGUGCCCGCAACUCCGGCAAGACCUCUUUCCUCAACUUCCUGCGCAAGGCUCUGACCAUGCCCCCGCACAAACACCCUUCCCGUAGCCCGGAAGAGCUGGAAGAACUGGAGCGCCAAACCUCUGCCUACGAAGGAUUCACCUCGCAAUACUUGGAGACCGAGAUUGAUGGAGAGCGUGUCGGCCUGACCCUGUGGGAUUCCACUGGUCUCGAGCGCAACAUCGUGGACCUGCAGAUGCGUGCCGUGACUGGCUUCCUGGAGAGCAAGUUUGAGGAGACCCUCGCGGAGGAGAUGAAGGUCGUGCGCUCUCCCGGUGCUCGCGACACCCACAUCCACUGCACCUUCCUGCUGCUGGAUCCCGUUCGUCUCGACGAGAACAUUGCCGCUGCCGAACGCAUCGCCAAUGGCACGGCUAAAGCUACCGACGGCCCCGUGGUUGGUGUCCUGGACCAGAAUCUCGACCUGCAGGUGCUGCGCACCAUCCUGGGCAAGACCACCAUUGUCCCGGUCAUUAGCAAGGCAGAUACCAUCACCUCGACCCACAUGGGAUACCUUCGCAAGGCCGUGUGGAACAGUUUGAAGCAGGCCAACAUCGAUCCCCUGGAGAUCUUGACCUUGGAGGACCAGGAAGAGUAUACUUCAUCGGAGAGUGCGGAUGAGGAAGAAUCCGUGCACGGAGAGACCCUCGAGACUCCCGCCGAGCCUGCCGAAGAAGCCAGCGAAUCCAAGGAAGAGCAGACCGACGGCCCGACCGAGUCAAAGAGCCAGGAAGCGCCCGAGCCGUCUAUCCCCCAGUCGCCCUCGCAACGCAGUCAAAACUCCCUCGGCGCUUCGCCCGCCAACCCGCACGUUCCCUUCUCCAUUCUCUCCCCGGACCCGCACUCCUUAGCCUCUGGGGAAGAACCGGUCGGACGUCGAUUCCCCUGGGGUUUCGCCGACCCGUACGAUCCGGAGCACUGUGACUUUGUGCGCCUGAAGGACUCGGUGUUUAGCGAAUGGCGAGCUGAGCUGCGUGAUGCCAGCCGUGUGAUCUGGUAUGAGCGCUGGAGAACCAACCGGCUCAACCGUAAUGGCCAGCCCACACCGCUGCCAUCCAAGAAGUCAUACGCAGGUCGCAUGGGACCCAUUCACGACGGUCGCCGCACGCGAUAAACGGACGAAUCAACCUGCCAGUUUCACCUUUUGACUCCGAUUCCCACCUCUCUCUCUCUGGCUGCUCAGCCCGUGUAUCUGAUUUUGCCUUUUUUUUUUCGUUUGAUUCCCGACCCUUUUCCUGCCUGUUCGCAUAGCUUGCAGUUUUCGCACAUACCCCCCGAAUUCUUUUCUUUUUCUUUUCCGUGGUCGUGUCUAUUCGUCCAUGGAUUUUCUUUCUUUUUUUUUUCCCACUUCGUGUCUUCACUCGACCUUCUGUCGGACUACAACUACAAAUCCACUUCCUGACCUUCCUUUGCUGCCUCUUUACCUCUGGUCCACCUUGUAUCUUUCCUUUCUGACAAAAUGUCUCACACCGUAUCCGGAGUGAACGAAUCCUGUAUUCAACGCCUUUUUCAAAGUUGCUGAUGUGCUUUGCUUGCAGUUAUCGGCUGACUAGCCGGUGACUGUCCGUGUCUUCUGUAUGGUAUAAGUCUAGUGGUGCUUUGGUAUACUUGUAGAGCGUACUCCGCAGAGUGCGUGUAGUCUUGUAGACGCCCUUUCUGGUCCGUGGCUAGCUUGAUAACUUGAAUCUUCAUUUUUUG